Molecule: messenger RNA, 437 nt
Organism: Drosophila biarmipes
Lineage: Eukaryota; Metazoa; Arthropoda; Insecta; Diptera; Drosophilidae
Product: agrin-like
Exons: 1
Coding region: 10-243 (77 amino acids)
Molecular function (GO): protein binding
Source: RefSeq, a predicted model, not a curated record
AAGAGGGUAAUGAAGUACCUGGUUUUGGUAGUUUUUCUUGGCUUUUUGGCCACUCUGUUUGUGGGAUCCACACAGGCUAGCUUUUGCCCCUGCAGUCUCCGGAAGGCGGAGGUGUGCGGAUCUAAUGGCGUCACAUACAAAAAUCGCUGUGAGUUCGAGUGCUCCCAGCGGGAGUACAAAAAGCUCGGCCGGAUCCUAAACAUCCGCAAGCAGGGGCCUUGUUUCCAAACUAAAUGGAAGUAAAAAUAAAGCUUAGCUACGCAAGUCAAAAACAUGUACCACAUUUUAUCCUUGACUGGAGCGGGUGUAUCUCAGCCGCCUUCCCCCUUUUGGCUGAUGUAUCAAAGUUCCAGAGGUUCUUUAAUAAUUUAAUGGCCCUUGCCAAUUGCCACACUGAAGCGUAGCAAGAGCAAUAAAAUAAUCAAUGCAGACACUUA